Molecule: messenger RNA, 2470 nt
Organism: Oncorhynchus kisutch (coho salmon)
Lineage: Eukaryota; Metazoa; Chordata; Actinopteri; Salmoniformes; Salmonidae
Product: V-type proton ATPase subunit B, brain isoform
Exons: 14
Coding region: 193-1701 (502 amino acids)
Biological process (GO): proton transmembrane transport; vacuolar acidification; ATP metabolic process
Cellular component (GO): proton-transporting V-type ATPase, V1 domain
Molecular function (GO): proton-transporting ATPase activity, rotational mechanism; ATP binding
Source: RefSeq, a predicted model, not a curated record
CGCGCGCAGGCAGCCGCAACGAUCAUGUGAACGCGCCCUCUGUCGUGGCUUCCAAUGUCAUAUGACUAGCCGCCGCAGUGUCAUUUAAUACCGUACAGAAAUAGCUAGCUUGUUACCAGUAUCUUUUAGUUAUUACCCUUAGCUACUAGCACACCAGCUAUACUGUAGUUCAGGUAGAGGGUUUAUUUAAGUAUGGCAACCUUGGUGGGAAACAGGACAAUGGACAUCAACGGUCCUGCUGCGGCAAGGACACACACACAAGCUGUGACCAGAAACUACAUCUCUCAACCAAGGCUGACAUAUUCUACUGUGUCUGGAGUGAAUGGCCCCCUGGUGAUUCUGGAUAAUGUGAAGUUUCCCAGGUAUGCAGAGAUUGUGCACCUGACUUUACCUGAUGGCACCAGGAGGAGUGGCCAAGUGCUGGAGGUGAUUGGCACCAAGGCUGUUGUACAGGUGUUUGAGGGGACAUCUGGUAUUGAUGCCAAGAAGACGGCCUGUGAGUUCACCGGUGACAUCCUGCGCACACCUGUGUCUGAGGACAUGCUGGGACGUGUUUUCAAUGGCUCAGGCAAGCCCAUUGACCGUGGCCCCACUGUGCUGGCUGAAGACUACCUGGACAUCAUGGGCCAGCCCAUCAACCCUCAGUGCCGUAUCUACCCUGAAGAGAUGAUCCAGACCGGUAUCUCUGCCAUCGAUGGGAUGAACAGCAUCGCCCGAGGUCAGAAGAUUCCCAUCUUCUCUGCAGCCGGCCUGCCCCACAACGAGAUUGCUGCCCAGAUUUGUCGUCAGGCUGGCCUGGUGAAGAAAUCCAAGGAUGUGAUGGACUACAGCGACGAUAACUUUGCCAUCGUCUUUGCCGCCAUGGGGGUGAACAUGGAAACUGCUCGCUUCUUCAAGUCCGACUUUGAGGAGAAUGGAUCCAUGGACAAUGUUUGCCUGUUCUUGAACCUAGCCAACGACCCCACUAUUGAGCGCAUUAUCACCCCUCGCCUUGCUCUGACCUCAGCUGAGUACCUGGCCUACCAGUGUGAGAAGCAUGUCCUGGUCAUCCUGACUGACAUGAGCUCAUACGCCGAAGCUCUGAGAGAGGUGUCUGCUGCCAGAGAGGAGGUCCCUGGUCGUCGUGGUUUCCCCGGUUACAUGUACACUGAUCUGGCCACCAUCUACGAGCGUGCUGGGAGAGUGGAGGGCAGGAACGGCUCCAUCACUCAGAUCCCCAUCCUCACCAUGCCCAACGAUGAUAUCACCCACCCCAUUCCUGAUCUCACAGGGUACAUCACUGAGGGACAGGUCUAUGUGGACAGACAGCUGCACAACAGACAGAUUUACCCACCCAUCAAUGUGCUGCCCUCUCUGUCUCGAUUGAUGAAGUCUGCCAUCGGUGAAGGAAUGACCCGUAAAGACCAUGCUGAUGUCUCCAAUCAGUUGUAUGCCUGCUAUGCCAUUGGUAAGGAUGUGCAGGCCAUGAAGGCCGUGGUGGGAGAGGAGGCCCUCACCUCCGAUGAUCUGCUCUACCUGGAAUUCCUGCAGAAGUUUGAGAAGAACUUCAUCGCUCAGGGCCCUUACGACAACAGGACUGUGUAUGAGACCCUGGACAUUGGCUGGCAGCUGCUCCGAAUCUUUCCCAAAGAAAUGCUGAAGCGGAUUCCCCAGAGCACCCUGGCUGAGUUCUACCCCAGGGAGUCUGCAGCUCGUCACUGAGCGCCCCUCAACUCAGAGAUCAGAGCAGUAAUCUCAGCUCCCUCUGUAAUGUAUUGUACUGUAUCUGUGUCCAGAACCCCGUAUGGAUUGUGUCUCAUUAUCUCAUUUUAUUUAGAGAUUUAAGCUUACCCUUAAAUCAAAGAAUGAUCCUGUUAUUUAUUGGGAUAUGUUACUGUUGGAUUUUGUUCAUUGAAUGUUGUCCCUACCUAAAGUAAAUGAAACUUUCCAAGAAGGUAAAACAUCCUAUACAUUUAGAUCUCAAAGGAAGUUGUGUGUUCUCUUUCACAUUUCAAUGGUUUAAAUUUGUCCAAUAUGUUUGUUACUGUCACCCUGAAGAUAGCACUUCAAUCACUUAUUUCAGAUGGUGGGCAAUUACUGUCAAAUUGUAGGACUUCAUCAAACACCCAGGAGGUCUGAAAGUGACAUGACAUAGUUUAAUUUAUUACACUGAACCUCAUUGGUACUUAAAUGUUUACUUGUAUAGGCUUCAGGUAAGGGUUUCGAUAAUGGACAAACUUUUGGGCUACUUGAAAUUGAUUUAUAUUGUAGAUGUCGAACUUUGUAGACUAAUUGCUUAUUUAUUGGCCUCUAAUUACUAUUGAAAGAUAAUUGUUUACAUGGUUUGUUAUUGCUAUAUGUAUGCGCUGUAAAAAAUAAUACUAAACAUUCCCCUGUUUCGUUGUUAAUUCUCUUGUUCGUUUGCCGAAAUCAUCUCUGUUAUGGCUCUUCUGUUUUCCUGUCCAUAAAUAAAUUAUAUUAGAACUAUGAA